GAUUACCUGUUAUACUCUCCCACCGACGCAGCACUAGUUUCUUUAGAAACGUAGCCCCUUUAUUGUGAUAGAUAACUUUAGUUUUACGACGCUCAAUCGAAAAGCACUCUAUUCAUGGAAUGACUGUCUGACGGAUAAUCUCGAUCUUUCUUUAUAACUAGAGGAUACUUUUGGUCUUCGUCAUUACUUUUUCUAAAAAAUUCAUACUUGAGAAUGUGGACACCUGUCAGACUCCUGAUUAAUAUCCUGCAGUGUCCUUUUUCAGUUAUGUAAAAUUGUUUCACAAUUUGCUAGGCUGACAUCAACCAGACAAACUUUCAUGAACAUCCCCGGUCAAAAGAGAAAAGAUGGUCAUGAGUCAAAUCACGCCUAAUCCUGGAUAUCUCAAACUUCCUUUUCUCUUAAACUUGGUUCGAACCUGUUUUAAAGUUUCGUUCGAAACGUCAUGUCUGUUAUAGGAAGGGGUAAUUAUUGAAUAACACUUUAAAAUAUGUACAAGAAAAAAAGAAACUUUGCACGUAUCCUCAGUUGCUAAAUUGUUUGGCUUAUACAAAAAUGGGUGACGGAACCUGCAGUGCUCAAAAUUCUCCUUUAAUACUGCCUAAGGUUAUGCUGUUUUUUUGUUUUACCGGUUUAUGUAAUACUGCACGUAAUUUCAUGGUAGGGUGAUUUCAUUUAUAAUCGAAAUUAGUCGAAAAGCCGUUGUAAAAUGCGACUUUCUCAUCCCUUUUUUAAACUUUGAAAAUCCAAAUUCGUGGAGGUUUGCAUCUUUUUAAGCGAAAAAACAACAAGUUCGUCAUCGUCAAAGAGUGCAAUAAUGGGCUGUUUGUUGAUAAACUGAAAGAUGAUGCCGCGAAAAACAGUAAAAUUAAAAUUAGCAUUUUGAGCAGGCUGUUUUUGUAUUGACGUAGGACAAGAUACGUGUCAAAAUUUCGUUUUAAAAUGAAUAUGCGUGGUCGUAAUUAUUUAGUCAAGUUUUUGAUAGUAUGUAUAGAGCACGUUGGUCUAGUAAGUUGAUACUAAAACACCAACCACCGUCACUCGAUUCAGCUUCGUUUUUGUAAGACAAUGUUGAAUGCCUCUGAUCCAAAUUACGAUUUUUAUCUGACGAUAAUCGUGGACAAAGCAUACUGGUCGAGUUUGGCUGCAGCAGGAUUCAUUUUAGCGAGUAUCAUUAUUAUAGCAAAUUCAGCCCUGCUCUUCACGACAUAUAAAGAUCCUCAAAAGUCGCUCCGAAAAUUACCUGCGGUUUUACUGAUCACAAAUUUGAGCCUGUCUGAUCUUCUGUUGGGGUCUUUGAAUGUUUUCCUGGUUGCUUUGAGAGAUGUGUUUCGAUCUAGACUCGAACACAUACCUCACAUUGUGGUUUUUAAGUCGAUCGUGUACACAGUGCUCUCUACGACUCUAUUUGUAAGCAGUUAUUCCAUUAUCGCCAUGUCAAUAGCUUGUUACGUAGCGAUCAACUCUCCCGUGGAUUACAAAUCAAUUAUUACAAAGGGAAGACUCAAGGUGUUUAUCGCUGUAUUAUGGUUUGCAUCCAUCGCAAUGUGUUCACUUCCUCUAACUCGCUUAUCAGAGGAAACGUACACACUUAUAUACCUUCAUACUCACAUUUCUCUGCCUGCCGUAUUUUUAACGUUCAUCUACGCCAACGUUUUCCUCUCUCUCGUUUCUCAAACGCGUGAACUUCAAACUGGUGGGUACGAUUCUGUCGCGAGGUACUCCUUAGAACGUGAGAGACGAAUGGCCAUUACUAUUGCAAUCAUUCUAGCGUUGUUUUACAUCACAUAUAUUCCACAAUACGUCACUCUUCAUUUGUUGUACUUUUGCAAUCGCUGCCAGCAAUCGGUAACUUUUCACAAGAUCGACGUAGCGUCUUCCAGAUUUUUGUACAUAAAUUCGGCCAUAAAUCCCUUCAUCUACGCUUGGAGAGUCUCCCAGUAUCGCCGAGCGUUUUUACAAGUUUGGCAGAGUUUUUUCGGAACCUCAGGAGCUACUUCACAAUCUUCAUCGUCGCUCAACUCGACGCAGAGACGUACUGCUUUUAGUGCACACAGUCCAGGGAUAGGGAGACCUUUGUAUGGCAAGGCAAAGGCUGAUUGUGAAAGAUGUGGAACAACCAGCGUUUGAAAUGCGAAAAGGGUAACAUUCGUUAAUCACUUAUUGAUGACAGAUUUUAGGAUGGAGUUGAUUUACAGUAAAAAGUUCCCGUUUUUUCCAGCACUGUUUUAGUUCAAUGAUUGCCUAAGCGAGAAGGAUAUCGAACCCUGCUAGCUCGACACACCGAGAAGCUCGAGUUAGCAGACUGAAAGUGAAAAAAAGUGUUCCUCAAAGGAAUUGGCUUCAAGUUCGAGCUGGCGAAAGGUUCGAAUUAACUGCUUUCAAGCCGUCUACCCUUGAAAGUUCGCUUUAACAUAUGAAUUGUUAAUGUAAAUUAUUAAUGAAAAAUUGCCAGCAAAUUAAAAUGAUAAACAAACCAAUUCAUCUGUGUGAGCACUUGUGCUCUUUCUCACCUGAGUUAAUUACGUAUGUAAGUGCAAAUGCGAACAGCUUCCAGGCUGUUACGUGCGCAGGUAUCGGCUCAAUUCCUUUUGAAAUCUCGGUAGAAUCUCACGAUUGAUGUUCACGCUUUUUGUUUUUUACUCUCUUUUUUCCGUAGAUGGAAUUCUCUUUUGUAAUUGUAAUGAAGUUGUAGUUUGGUGUGUCUGAAUAAAUUUGCCGUGUCGCGGUCUGUUCUUAA
This is a messenger RNA of Pocillopora damicornis (cauliflower coral), 2740 nucleotides long. RefSeq names its product adrenocorticotropic hormone receptor. NCBI's taxonomy places the organism in Eukaryota, Metazoa, Cnidaria, Anthozoa, Scleractinia, Pocilloporidae. Gene Ontology annotation, biological process: G protein-coupled receptor signaling pathway. Gene Ontology annotation, cellular component: plasma membrane. The record is from RefSeq and is a predicted model, not a curated record. Gene Ontology annotation, molecular function: G protein-coupled receptor activity.